Molecule: messenger RNA, 1218 nt
Organism: Aureobasidium melanogenum CBS 110374
Lineage: Eukaryota; Fungi; Ascomycota; Dothideomycetes; Dothideales; Saccotheciaceae
Exons: 1
Coding region: 1-1218 (405 amino acids)
Biological process (GO): ubiquitin-dependent endocytosis
Cellular component (GO): cytoplasm; cytosol; plasma membrane
Molecular function (GO): ubiquitin protein ligase binding; protein-macromolecule adaptor activity
Source: RefSeq, a predicted model, not a curated record
AUGGAACACCUCAGACGCCCCCACUUUGGCAAGAGCCACUCCCACGACAAGAAGGACAAGGAUGCCAAACGCGAGUCGAGUCUGGGCCGUCAAGCUGUAAGAAACAUUAAGCUCGAUAUGGUCGUUGAGUCUCCUCCGGUCUUGUUCCUCGACAGCCCCCAGCAUUCCUCGGGUUCUCUCUUCUCUGGCCGCAUGCAACUCAUUGUCAAUGGUCCAGCUCCCGCUGCCAUCAAGUCAUUCACCCUCGCAUUCAGAGCCACUACCACCACCAAGCGUCCUGUAGUAGACCACUGCAAGGAGUGCUCGUCCAAGUCCCAAGACCUCAAGGAGUGGAGCUUCCUGGGCGACAAUGUCGAAUUGGCUCACGGCACCCACGACUACCCUUUCAGCUACCUGAUGCCUGGCCAUCUCCCCACCACAGCUCAUGGACACAUUGCCAGCAUCGACUACAAGCUUGUUGCUCGUGCCGAGACCGUCACUGGCGAAGUCGCAGAGUACACUCGUCCAGUUGUUAUCAACCGCGCCAUUCGCCCCGGAAACGACAAGAACUCUGUCAGAAUCUUCCCCCCUACCAACCUCACACUCAACGUCACUCUACCUUCGGUCAUUCACCCCAUUGGUGAUUUCCCCGUCUACGCCCGCAUGUCUGGCAUUACCACCAAGAAAGAAGACACACAAAUAAGAUGGCGUCUCAGAAAGUUGACAUGGCGUAUCGAGGAACAAGAAAAGUUUGUCUCACCAGCAUGCCAAAAGCACAUGGGCAAGGUCGGCGGUGAGGGAAGAGGCAUUCAGCACGAGCACACCAGAGACAUCGGCAGUGACGACCUCAAGUCUGGCUGGAAGACUGAUUUCUCCGACGGUCAGCUUGAAGGCGAGUUCACUGCUUCCAUCGAUAGCGGCUUGAAGCCUCAAUGCGAUGUCGACAGCCCUUCAGGGCUCAAGAUCAGCCACGUCCUGGUCUUAGAGCUGGUUAUUGCCGAGGAAUGGGCACCCAACAAGAAGCCCAACCAAGCAACUCCCACUGGCGCUGCUAGAGUUCUUCGCACCCAGUUCAACAUCAACGUCACUGAGCGUAGCGGUAUGGGCAUCGCCUGGGAGGACGAGCAGCCUCCUCUUUAUGAGGACAUUCCCGCCAGCCCUCCUGGUUACCGCGUUGAGAUCGAUAAUUACGACGGAUCUGAACUCAACGAGGACGUGGAUCAGCUCCACCUUUCAUGA